AUGGCUGAAUAUGCACCACUAUCGCCACGCACUUCAGGCAUCACGCGCCGGACAUCGGACGACAAUGGACCUUCGGGCCGACGCGCAUAUACUAGGAUUCUUGGCCUAGGUGUCUUGUGCCUGAUUUCCCUUUGUGGAUGGAUCUUGGCCUUUUGGGUAUCCCUUAAUCCUAACUCAAUUACUUUGAAUCUCGAGCUGCCGACCACAGAAACGACUGGUGGACUUAUCACAGAAAGCAGUAACGCCGGAUUAUCAAUCAGUGAGAUUUUGGACGGCAGUUGGAAACCGAAACCUCAUUCUCUGCAGUGGGCAGGAAUCAGUGAAGUUCUUUUGGUAGAUCGGGAGAGAGAUACAAAUAGAGUUUCCGCAUGGCAGGUCAAAGACGAUCGGGACUCGCUUGCGUGGAGCCACGACUCUAUCUCAGCCUUACUGGAAUCCGACGACUUUUGGAUUAGCCCUGGUGCACACACGGCACUGGUUGUAUCCAACAAGACCAAGGAAUGGCGCCGUUCUUUCCGGGGUCUCUACUGGCUCCUCGAUUUGAACACAUCAAAGCUCGAACCACUCGAUCCCGAGCGCCCAUCCGCACCAGUCCAGCUCGCAAGCUUUUCGCCUCAAGGCGAUGUCACAUUUGUGCGAGAUGGAAACCUCCAUCUGCGUCGCAGUAAAGGAAAGAUCAUUGAGCCGAUCACCAUGGAUACCGACCCAGCCGUGAUGUAUGGAAUCCCCGGCUGGGUUUACGAAGAGGAGGUGCUGGAGAGUAACAGCGCUCUGUGGUGGUCCGAUGACGGGAGAUACCUCGCUUUCCUACACACGGAUGAAUCAAUGGUAGAGACAUAUAUGAUGCAAAUAAACCACUCCAAACCUUAUCCCGAAGACCGUCUGGUGCGGUACCCGAAGGCUGGGAGGGCCAAUCCAAAGGUCGAUCUGCAAGUCUAUGAUCUUCACACACGCAGACUUGUGAGCCUCAAUACCACAGCCCAGCUGCCGGAUGAUCAGCGAGUGAUUUUCAGCGUGGUCUGGCUCUCGUCAUAUGAGCUGUUGAUGAAGCAGACCAAUCGCGAGAGCCAGAUGUUGAUGGUGUUUCUUAUUAAUGUACAGAUGGGUUCGUCUAGAUUGAUACGGGUCGAGGAAGGUGCGAAUAGGUGUUGGGUCGAGCCAGUCCGGGAGACGGUAAGGUUUGUGCCGGCUGAUUCACGGCGCGGGCGUCCGCAGGAUGGGUAUAUCGAUCUCGUCGAACAGGAUGGGUAUAAUCAUCUUGCCUACUUCACACCCGUGCACGACUCGACACCGGCCAUGAAUCUGACAGCGGGUAAAUGGGAGGUCGUGGAUGCUCCCUUGACCGUGGAUCUCGAGCACAACUGGGUGUAUUUUCUCGGCACUGUCGAGCACGCCCCGGACCAACGACAUCUGUAUCGCAUAAGCUUGGAUGAGCACGAAAAUGGAAGUGGCCAUGUGCAUGCUUUGACUGAUACCAGUCAGCCUGGGUAUUACAGUGCAUCAUUCGCCCCUGGGGGCCGAUAUGCUCUCCUGACGAACGAAGGCCCAGGCGUCCCCCACACGGCUCUUGUAGCAUUGAACGAAGAAGACGUAAAGAAGGUCGCUAACAUUGAACUCAACCACAACCUAGUGCGCAAGACUCAGGCCGCGGUUUCCCUCCUCCCACAGCGUCGUUUCUUCCACACUGAUCUCGGGAAUGGACUUCUGCUCCCCGUAAUGGAACUUCUCCCCCCAAAAUUCGAUUCCAACCGCCAAUACCCCGUCAUUUUCCAUGUCUACGGCGGUCCAGGCUCUCAAAAAGUCUCACAAAAAUUCAAAGUAGAUUACCAGUCGUUCCUUGCCUCCCAGAACUACGUGGUCGUGACGGUCGAUGGCCGAGGAACGGGUUUCAACGGUCGAGCCGCGCGAUGUAUCGUGCAAGAUCGCCUCGGUCACUACGAAGCCCAGGACCAGAUUUUCUUAGCCCGGCUCUGGAGAGAGAAGCCGUAUAUUGAUGCCGCACGCAUGGCGAUCUGGGGAUGGAGCUUUGGCGGAUACCUCACGCUUAAGGUUCUCGAACUUGAUGCCGGCAACACGUUUCGGGUGGGAAUAGCAGUUGCUCCUGUGACAGAUUGGAGAUUUUAUGGUCAGUUCUAUUUUUCUUUGCCUCAGAUGGUUCAACCUCAUAGCAAGCUGAUACUCUGUGGGAUCUAUAAAGACUCUCUUUUCACAGAGCGCCAUAUGCACACCCCACAGCACAAUGCGUUUGGCUAUGAAAACGCAGCUAUAACCAACAUGACGGCUUUGAGCCAUGUGCAGCGCAUUCUUCUCGCCCAUGGACUGGCAGAUGAUAAUGCGCAUGUGCAAAAUACACUGACCCUAGUGGACAAGCUGGUUGCUGCGGAGGUGGACAACUAUGAUGUCCUUUUGUUUCCGGAUUCGGAUCAUGACAUUAUGUUUCAUGGGGGAAAAAAGAUGCUCUAUCAAAGUGAGUAUUAG
This is a messenger RNA of Penicillium soppii, 2478 nucleotides long. RefSeq names its product S9 family peptidase. Lineage: Eukaryota; Fungi; Ascomycota; Eurotiomycetes; Eurotiales; Aspergillaceae. The record is from RefSeq and is a predicted model, not a curated record. The transcript has a single exon. Bases 1 to 2478 code for a protein of 825 amino acids. Gene Ontology annotation, molecular function: dipeptidyl-peptidase activity; serine-type peptidase activity. Gene Ontology annotation, biological process: proteolysis.